AUGUCGACUCCGAGCAUCGGAGUUAUCGUGUGCAGCCAGCGAGUCCCCCGUGCUGGGCUGCAAAUCACCAAUUUCGUCCUGAGUACGAUCCAGAAAGCAUACCCGACCGCCAACCUGCGCCUUAUCGACCUCGCUACCUGGAAUCUCCCCAUGUACAAUGAAGCAGGCAUCCCAUCGUACAUCUCCUCGCCGGAGGGAUAUACGCACGAGCUAACCAGGAAAUGGUCCGAGGAGAUCGCCUCGCACGCGGGAUUCAUCUUCGUCACACCACAGUAUAACUGGGGUUAUCCGGCUAGCAUCAAGAACGCCAUCGACUAUCUCUACAAUGAAUGGAAGGGAAAGCCCGGGAUGAUUGUCAGCUACGGCGGACACGGCGGUGGCAAGGCCGCGGAGCAGCUGUAUCAGGUUUUGCAGGGCCUUCGUAUGCAGCCUGUCGAGCCUCUCGUAGCUUUGACGUUUCCCACGAAGGAGUUGAUGGGCAAAGCGACCAGGGGAGAGGAUCUGGGGUUGAUGGAGGAUGAAAGCAUUUGGAGCGAUGGCCGGGAGCUAAUCCUUACAGCGUUUCAGGUUCUGUUCAACUCGUUGCAAGGUCGAUAG
This is a messenger RNA of Aspergillus lentulus, 597 nucleotides long. Its product is annotated as flavin-dependent quinone reductase. Gene Ontology annotation, molecular function: FMN binding; oxidoreductase activity. Lineage: Eukaryota; Fungi; Ascomycota; Eurotiomycetes; Eurotiales; Aspergillaceae. Gene Ontology annotation, cellular component: cytosol. The record is from RefSeq and is a predicted model, not a curated record.